AUGGAAGAAGCGGAAGGAAACAUAGCGCUUGCGAUAAUCGAGGAGGGCUCUGCUCUUGCGGGAACAUUCAAUAUCGCGGAUUUCGUGCCAUGGCUGAGCUACUGGGACCCGCAGCGCAUAUACGCGCGGACGAAGCGCCUCGUGCCGCAGCAGCACGGGUUCAUGCGCGCGUGCAUCGCGGAGCGACGCCAGCUCAUGCUGAAAAUGCGGACAGGGGUUGAAAAGCAGGAGGAGUUGAAAACGCGGAGAGGGAGACCUGUGGCUGAAAAGCCGGAGGACUCGUUGAAGGGACACGAAACGGCCCUUGUCGAUGCUUUGUUCGAGAUGGAAGGGGAGGGGGAGGAUCAAGUGGAUAAAGACGAGAUGCUGAUGCUUGCAAUUGAUAUGAUGAUGGCGGGUACUGAUACCACCUCCAAGACCGUGGAAUGGGCGCUUGCUGAGCUGGCGCAGCACCCCGACAUGCUGGAAAAGCUCCGUGCUGAGGUGGAUGUGGAGUAUGCCAGCCUGCUGCCCUUUGGUUCGGGCAGGCGCGGGUGCCUUGGGAUGAAUAUGGGAUUGGACCUCUCUGCUCGCCUGCUGGCGAAUUUCGUUCUGUGGUUUGAUUUUGAGCUGCCCGAAGAUGUUAGGGCAGCUGGAGGAGUGGACAUGACGGAAAAUUUUGGGUUGACCAUGGCUCUGGCAAAGCCACUCAGGCUUGUGGUGAGGGAGAGAAAGGCAGUGCCGGGGUUUGCAGGAAUGGCGGCAGUGGGUGUUACAGCCGUGACUGCAGUAGCCUGA
Molecule: messenger RNA, 777 nt
Organism: Closterium sp. Naga37s-1
Lineage: Eukaryota; Viridiplantae; Streptophyta; Zygnematophyceae; Desmidiales; Closteriaceae
Source: the annotation of a GenBank genome assembly